AUGGUCAUCGUCAAUAUCAUGGACACCAUCAUGUCCGAUGCCCAAAGGCACGGUCGAGUUAGCUUUUACAUGGCAUCACACGGAGAGGAAGGACUGAUGGUUGGAUCGGCCGCUGCCUUGGGACCGGGCGAUGUCAUCACCUGCCAGUAUCGUGAGCACGGCGUCUUUCUCCAGCGAGGAUUCGAGCUCAAGGACUUCAUGAGCCAACUAGCUGCCAACGCGAAUGAUCCAGGAAAAGGUAGGAAUAUGCCAAACCACUAUACAGGUAGAAAUAAAGUCGGCGCUCAUUCCGUCGCGUCCACUCUUGGAACCCAGAUUCCUCACGCUGUCGGAGCUGGGUAUGCGAUGAAGAUGAAAGACCGGGUAGACCCGAGUAGGCCCCCUCGCGUGGCAGUCGCCUACUUUGGCGAAGGCGCUGCCAGCGAGGGCGAUUUCCAUGGUGCUCUCAAUAUGGCAGCCAUGAUGAAAAGCCCAGUCAUCUUCAUCUGUCGCAACAAUGGCUACGCAAUCUCGACUCCGGCAUCAGAACAAUACAAAGGUGAUGGGAUCGCGAGUCGAGGAGCCGGAUACGGGAUAGAGAGUCUCCGAGUUGACGGCAGUGACGUAUUUGCCGUCUACGAAGCAACUAAAGCAGCCAGGCAAAAGGCCCUUGAGAAUGGAGGCCGCCCAAUUCUUCUUGAGCUAAUGAGCUAUCGAAUGUCCCAUCACAGCACUAGUGAUGAUAGCUCCGCAUACCGCAGUGCGGAUGAGGUUGCAAUAUGGAAGGGGUCAUCUCAGCGAGACUCGAUUCUGCGUCUACGAGAGUGGUUGGAGCACGAGGGACUCUGGAAUACUGAGCAGGAUAAAGAGUUCAGAAGGCAAACUCGCCGGGAUGUCGUUUCGGCAUUGGCUGCAGCCGAGAAAGAGAAGAAGCCACAUCUUCGCUCCAUAUUCACUGACGUUUACGCAGAACUUACUGAGGAGGCAAGUGCGCAGCGGGACGAACUGAAGAGAAUUAUGACGAAGUACCCUGCUGAGUAUGACAUCGAUGACCAUGUAGAUGGAAUAUUUGGCUUGUAG
Messenger RNA from Clonostachys solani, 1059 nucleotides. The record is from the annotation of a GenBank genome assembly. Lineage: Eukaryota; Fungi; Ascomycota; Sordariomycetes; Hypocreales; Bionectriaceae.